GUUGAGCCGGUCCUGCCCGCUCUUCCUCCUCCUCCUCCUCCUCCUCCUCCGCCGGACGGUGACGGAGCGGCGGAGCCGCAGCCGGAGCCCCUGGGCCGCCGCCAGGGCCGGGGGGGAGCGGCCGGCGCAGCCGCCGGCCAUGGUGGCCCGCCCGCCGCGGCGGGGGCAGGAGCAGGCGCGGCGGCGGCGGCCGCCAUUGCGCGCGGGGGCCGCGGGACUAUGAAGGAUGGAAGCGGACGAGGUGACCAUCCGCGAGCAGAACUUCCACAGCCAAGUGCGCGAGUACACGAUCUGUUUUCUCCUGUUUGCUAUUCUCUACAUAGUUUCCUACUUCAUAAUCACAAGAUACAAAAGAAAAGCAGAUGAGCAAGAGGAUGAAGAUGCCAUUGUUAACAGAAUUUCGCUGUUCUUGAGCACCUUCACUCUAGCAGUUUCAGCUGGUGCAGUCCUGCUUCUGCCCUUCUCAAUAAUCAGCAAUGAGAUCCUGCUGUCUUUUCCACAAAACUACUAUAUUCAGUGGUUAAAUGGCUCACUAAUUCAUGGCUUGUGGAAUCUUGCUUCUCUUUUUUCCAAUUUAUGUUUGUUUGUGUUGAUGCCCUUCGCCUUUUUCUUUCUGGAAUCAGAAGGAUUUGCUGGCUUAAAAAAGGGGAUCAGAGCACGCAUUUUGGAAACUCUUGUAAUGCUUAUUCUUCUUGCACUGCUUAUCCUUGGAAUCGUAUGGGUUGCUUCAGCUCUCAUAGACAAUGAUGCUGCCAGUAUGGAGUCUUUGUAUGAUCUCUGGGAAUUCUACCUCCCAUAUUUAUAUUCCUGUAUAUCACUGAUGGGAUGCUUGUUACUUCUGUUAUGCACACCAGUUGGGCUUUCACGGAUGUUUACAGUAAUGGGCCAGUUGCUGGUGAAGCCAACAAUCCUUGAAGACCUAGAUGAGCAGAUGUAUAUCAUCACUUUAGAAGAAGAAGCAAUUCAGAGGAGGCUUACUGGUGUAUCUUCCACAGUGGAAUAUCAGACAGCAGAGUUGGAACGGGAGCUUGAAAAAGUGAAAAGCAAGAAAACAAAUCUAGAGCGGCGGAAAAAGGCUUCUGCUUGGGAAAGGAAUUUAGUCUAUCCAGCUGUUAUGAUAUUACUACUGAUUGAGACGUCCAUCUCAGUCCUCCUAGUUGCUCUCAACAUUCUUUACCUGUUGGUUGAUGAGACUGCAAUGCCAAAGGGAUCUGGGGGGCCUGGAAUAGGAAAUGCUUCCCUGUCCACUUUUGGUUUUGUGGGAGCAGCACUUGAAAUCAUUUUGAUUUUCUAUCUUAUGGUAUCUUCUGUCGUCGGCUUCUACAGUCUUCGUUUUUUUGAAAAUUUCACUCCCAGGAAGGAUGACACAACUAUGACAAAGAUCAUUGGAAACUGUGUGUCAAUCCUGGUGCUGAGCUCUGCUUUGCCAGUCAUGUCAAGAACGCUGGGAAUUACCAGAUUUGAUCUUCUUGGAGACUUUGGAAGGUUUAACUGGCUGGGAAACUUCUAUAUUGUAUUAUCUUACAACUUGCUCUUUGCUAUCGUGACUACAUUAUGUCUGGUCAGGAAGUUCACCUCUGCUGUGCGAGAAGAGCUCCUGAAGGCAUUAGGAUUAGAUAAACUUCAUUUGUCGAACAAUCCAAGAGACUCGGAGACAAAACCUUCUGCAAAUGGGCAUCAGAAAACACUGUGAUGAACAAUCAUCUGCAAUCAACAGACCUGAAAACAUCAACCUCAUGGCAUUCCUGUCAUCUCAUCAGCAUUUCUGUUUUGAUUUUACUUGUUGAUAGUGUGGGUCCAACCUUGUCUCCUCUUUUGAUGCUGUGGGCUUCUGUGAGGAAGUUAGCUAUAUCAGAUUCUCCUCUUUCCAGUUAACUUUUGGUCUGAUUGUAAAUUUUCCAGUAAGUUAAUGCAGGAGGUGCCUUGAAGACUGGAAGCUGAAGAGAAUAAUGCAUUCCUUUUUAUUUUUUGACAGUUUCAUAUCUUAACUUGCUACCAUUUAAUUGCACAGUACCUCCUGUUGUAAUACAGAAACAGCUGUAAAGAAUAACUUUGGGACUUGAUUUAAAAAAAUACACUUGAAGUCCACUAUGACCCUUGCUGGAAACAUAAACUACCUAGAGGAGGUAUCCUUGACAGUAGAUGAACAAUUCCACCAAGAUUGUGUUGCAAAACAAAAAUAACCAGUAGAGAUCACAAUUCCUCUCGUGUAGGAUUCAGUAGGCUGUUUAUAGUCAAAUACCCAGCUUUCUUGGAAGGCCAGCGUUUUCAGCUUUGUUCUUAGCUCUAAAUGUCAGGUUGCUUUACUGGUAGUCAGACAAUGUCUUAUCGAAUAGAGUGAACGACAAGAUGAAGAUUAACUUCAGUGUUAAAUCUGAGCCUAGUAUGCUUUGUAAAAAGCUAUGUAGACCCCUAGUCGCAGCUCUUACAGUUCUGUAAGCUAUUGUGCCAUGGAGGUCGAUACCCUACCAAGUACAUCCCUGUAAAAUUCUCAAUGAACUUCUGCGUAUCAGCAGUACUUGGAAUCAAUGCAAGUAGCAUAGGCCUAGGAGGCUGCAAUUGCACAGUUUUUUACAAUCUAAUUUGAAGUAAAUUAUUUCUCAGAAUUUAUACUAUAGUUAUCAGAAUUUCUGUUCUGUGGCAUAAUCCAGUAUCUUUCACUAGUGUGUUUUUAACGUGUAGACUUGAACAUGUAUAUAGGCCUGUAUGUGUAGAUAUCGUAAAUUAAAUUCUAAGCUUAUAGAAAUGACGUAGGUUGCUUGGUAAGUAAAACUUGCGUGUUCAAUCUUGCUAGUAUAAAUUUCUGCAAUGUUACAAUUUAGCUGCUCAGAGGCCUUAGAUUCAGAAUGGCAUCAGUGGGUGGUAAUAUCUUUUUCCUUAACUUUACUGCAGAAUCCUAUAAGCAGUUUAUAAAAGCAAAGCACCACCACCACCAAAAACCCAAGGCAUUAUUCAAAGUCUGUUUUCACUUCUGUCCUGUUCUGCUGCAAGUCAUCUUCAAACAGGUUUGGACAGGGAAGACUUCAGUACGUGCCUGUUACAUAGUGGGUCAGUCAAUAUUGCUGUUUAUCUCUUGUUUCUGUAAAACCAAAAUACGUCUUUCUGAAGUUUGAGGUCUUACGCUUAACCAAACUGUGACAACUAGUUCUCCAGUGUGGUUCUGAAAUCAGAUAAGUGUCAAACUUUGGCUGUUUUCCUGAGGCAACUACACUGGGCUGUAGACCUUAUUGCUGUGUGAAUGUGAUUUUUUUUUUUUGCUUUUUUUUUCCUUGAAUGUUUCAAAAAUUAAGCUCCAGUAUAUAUGAGGAUUUCUCAGUUUUUUGGGGCUGCCUUUUCUGACUUGAACUGAGACAUAAUGUAGAUACUACUGUAGUGAAUAUGCUAGAGUUACUGCUUUUUCUUUGUGUCUUCAGUAUAAAUUCAAGGCUAGUUAAACUGACUAUUGAUGUGUUGUACUGAGUCUUGGAAGACUUAAAAUUGUUUGAUUCAUUAGAUUUACAAGCAUCUCGUACAUUGUUAAAAUUUAAUGCUGAAAUUUUGGUCAGAAUUUUUUUUCUGAGUCGGAGUUCCCCAACCAAGAACAGGGAGCUAUAAUCAAAAGGCUUUUUUUGCUGUUUUAAAAAUCUGUUUACAUUGAAAACAUCAGGAGACUUGUUAGGGGCAUCAUUCAGGUAUUCAGAGCUUGUAGCCUUACGUGCUAGCAUUACAAUUAAAAAUAAUUGAAAUGUAUCUGCUUGUCCAUGCAAGAGAUAGUAUGACCAAAAUUAUUCUAGUGUCUUAAUGAGGCUGGUGAAUUGUGAUAUAUAAUGAGGUUAGUUAUCGUUAUUAAAGUAUUUCUGUUAUGAGCUUGAGGUAGUUAUUUCAAUACACUCUUUGAAUAAAUGAAUUUAAGGAAGAAAUCUGAAGAGUGUGAGCCAGUGUAGGUCUCUGUCUCUGCUCUUUUCCCAGUAGUCAAAUUGAUGUGACUUUUUGGAUUGGUAUUUGCAUCAGUAAUCCAAGAACCCAGGAACAAAUGGAUUAUAAUGAAUAUGUGAUUUCAAAAAAUGAAUAAGGUUAUACUAAAUUGAGCAGAGGCAGUUCCUGCUGAUAAGCAUGGAGGUUAAGUGAGAUUUUAAAGCUUAUUUAGUUUUGGGGGCAGGGAGUAGGGGGGAGUUAUGGCCUUACCUGCUCCCACCCCUCCUUCUGGAUUUUGUAGUCAGAGAUAUGUAUGGGUUAAAGUGACUUAAGUGGAGAUUUUACACUGAAAUAUGGAGGCUGGUUAUGAUACUGUGGUUUCUAUAGUGUAUUAGUCUGCAGAGAAAUUCAGAGCUGCCCUGUGCAGUUACUAUGUUUUAAAUUCAAGUCUUGUGACACUGUCCAUGUUAAAAUACUUGUUUGGCCUCGAAAAGGACAUUGCUUAUGCUGCUUAGAAAUACAAUGCUACUUUCAGGUAUACUGAGUGUAAGAUACAGGUCACUAUAUAUUUUUCACAGAAGCAUAUAUUCACUUAAAUACAAGCAACUGUUAAUUCAUUAAUGGAUAUUAACAAUACAUUCCUAGUAUUUUUGACUCAUGUAGAGUCAGGUGGUCUAUACCUUCAAGGUAUAUACAGCUGAUCUUAGUAACAUCAACAUCUGCCUCACUUCUUAAGAGGCAAAAGCACAUAAAUGCUUCCAUCUUAAACUAGAUACCACACAUCAGACCAAAAAAUGUAAAUUGUUUCAAGUUAGCCAUUUCUUGGCUUUGUUCUGUAUUGGUAGCACAGUAUUAAAUACAGUGGCAGAAUUGUAAUAUUGUGGGAUUUUUAAGUGUAAAGCACACCUUCAGUACUUAACUCUUUAAGCUUAAAGUAUGGGUUACUGUACAAGUAAGUUUUUUGCAUUCAUAGAAAACUGUUUAUUGUCUGUAAUGUGAUACUUAUCUUUGGCCCUGUUUCUCCAGUAUCUUUUACACUGACUGUUUUGCAGUGUCGUAGAAAUUAAAGGAUUUGUCAAGAUGUU
Messenger RNA from Rhea pennata, 4979 nucleotides. It is a transcript of the gene LMBR1, whose product is annotated as limb development membrane protein 1. NCBI's taxonomy places the organism in Eukaryota, Metazoa, Chordata, Aves, Rheiformes, Rheidae. The transcript has 17 exons. Bases 227 to 1693 code for a protein of 488 amino acids. The record is from RefSeq and is a predicted model, not a curated record. Gene Ontology annotation, molecular function: transmembrane signaling receptor activity. Gene Ontology annotation, biological process: signal transduction. Gene Ontology annotation, cellular component: plasma membrane.